Chilo suppressalis (striped riceborer) is the source of this 843-nucleotide messenger RNA. Lineage: Eukaryota; Metazoa; Arthropoda; Insecta; Lepidoptera; Crambidae. The record is from the annotation of a GenBank genome assembly.
AUGGACGCACUAUAUGUAAAGGACCCUACAUGUGUCUCAAAUAUUGCCGCUGUCGUUGGUCGUACCGGUACAGAAAAGAAAACUUGGUCCGCGUCUAUGGUCUGCAUAAAUGGCAAUCAUGGCAUGGCAACAUUUUUACCAAAUUUUGACACGUUGCUUACAUGUCAUUUGACGUUUCGCUAUUCCUCUGCCAGCGCAGUCGUUUUUGUAGACUUUCGCGGCCGAUCAUUUGCUUUCGGAUUACAUUGUCCUGUUAAAGUUCUUUACAUUUAUUUAUUAGUGAGUAGAAAAAUGUCGGGAAAAGUUAACAAGGCAUUUACAAAAGAAGAGGAGCUGCUCUUGCAGGACUUCAGUAGGAAUGUUUCUACCAAAUCUUCGGCACUUUUCUAUGGGAAUGCUUUUAUCGUCUCCGCUAUACCCAUAUGGUUGUUCUGGCGAGUGCAUGCUCUGGAGGUGAGCUCGUCGUUGGCCUGGUUCGCUCUGGUCACCACUGCCAGCACUUGGUUCCUGGCACUUGCGUACCGCAACACCAAGUUCCAGCUGAAGCAUCGCGUAGCCGUGAGACGGGAGGAUGCUGUGGCGCGUGAAAUGGCCAGGAAGCUGGCUGAUGAUAAGAAAAUGAGCAGAAAAGAGAAGGACGAGAGAAUCCUGUGGAAGAAAAAUGAGGUGGCAGAUUAUGAAGCAACCACUUACUCAAUCUUCUACAAUAAUGCUCUUUUCCUCACCAUCGUGAUCCUGAGCAGCUUCUACCUGCUGCGUACAUUCACACCUACUGUUAACUACAUCGUAUCCCUGACCUCUGCGUCGGGUCUGCUGGCUCUCCUCUCUACUGGUACAAAGUGA